GCAGAGCGAGCGGGAAGUUGAACCAUUUGUAAAUUACCGGCAGCAAAGACGAACUUUUCUUGUGAUAUUUUUGACAGUCAUACACUUGAAAACAAAGUACUUAGCCUGCUUACUAUUUAUUACAGGCACCUGGCAAGCUAACAUAUGUACGUGAUAGUAUUCGUCUUUGGCGAGCUUUCUUGUAGAUACGUGCAGCCAGAGACAGUUUAUUUAGAAUAAAUAAAUACGUUACCCUUCUAACGUCGUUAGCUAGAUAACGCCUCGCUAGUUUCGACUAAGGUAAGGAUGGGGGACAGGACCCUCCUGCGGGAACUAAAGCGGUGGGCGAUUGAAGAAUUUAAUCUACCACCCCAAAGUCUCCCAAACGACAACUACUUUAAAACGUUAUGUGUUGGUCCAGGAGCCUCAAUAUGGAGAUAUGUCACACAACAUAUUUUCAAUCAGAGGAAUGUCAGGGUUAUGCGUGGAAAUCUUCAGUGGUACAAAGUUCUACAAGAUAAGGAGUUAAAAAAGGUAGCGGGGCAGAGUGAUGCUGCUAAGCGGCUUGAGCUUCAGGAGCAGAUAGAGGAGCUGAGAGCUGAACUCAACCACCUGGACUCUCAAAUCAAUGGGACUGAAGCACAGCUAGUUACUGAAGAAGAGUCCAUUAACUGGAGCUGGGGAAUGGUGGAGGAGAACCAACGCAGGGAGCUGCUUUUACAGGCCUUUAAGCAGCGCUGCAUGAAUGAGCGCCACGUUCUCUCAGAGGAUACCCGCAAGAUCAGUGGACACUCCCAGGUUCUGGAGCAGCUGUCUAGGAAGGCAGAGCUGGAGGUGGUGUUUGGAAAUGAAGCCUCCAAUAGCAGUGGGGACUAUCUAAACCCAACAGGAGCAGAGCCUCAGGUUCUGCGUAAUGUGAGAGAGCUGUGUGAUGAAAGACUCCUCUUCUUCCAGUCUUUACAAGAGAGUGAGCUGAAAAUGGCAUCCUCCACUGCCACACACUUGUCUCGUGAACAGAGAACUGCAGUAUUUCAGCAUUGGUUAAGUGCUGUGGAGGACUUGUUGCGAUGCUAUCCUCCAAACCAAGUGCUGUCAGCCUUGCAGUACCUGGCCUUGGGACAGGAAAUUACAUUGCAGGAGAAGCUUGCCUCAUUGGAUGUGGCUCAUGAUGUUGCCGCAUUACGGUUUCGCUACGAGAGUAAUCACCUGUUGGACAUAUCGAAAGUAGAGGAAGAGCUACCACCCGUUAAGAGUCUUUUACAGUCAGCCUGGGAGGAGGUGGAACAGAGUCUGAUGGAACUGGCUCAAACGCGUUCACAAAUUCAACAGCUGAAGACCCAGCUUCAUGCCCGAAAAAAUGAGGCAGAGUUGGAGCUGCUUGGCGGGGAAUCUCAAACCCAAGCCCUGGCGCAGUCAGUGUUUGAGCUGGAGAUGCAGUGUGUGAUGCAAGCAGCAGUGCGAGAUGGUGUGCGAAACCAGUGUGUUGAAAUGGAGCAACAUGCCAGGGACAGACAGGAGGCUCUUCGCAACCUGCGGAGACAAUGGCAGAGCAUCACGGACUUCAGACAGCUUGUGGACGUCAGGCAGGAACAGACAAGAGGUCUGAUCAAGGGGAAUUCAACAGCUAAGACUGAACUGACUCGCGUGCACAAGGAGAUUGGCCAGUUUGUCCAGGGAAAACUGACUCCCCAGUUUGGUGAAGUUCUUUCAGCAGCCAAUAGGCUUCGCAACUCUGUGUCCCAGGAGGCCAGACAGUUUGGAAACGUGUCACUAGUAACACUUGAUCGCAGGCUCAUUGAAGGCGAGCAGAGAAUUCCAGCUGCGUGGUUAUCUAUCCAUCGCUUGCAUUCCUCGCCCUUCCACAAUCUGUGUCAAAGCAUGACUUUUCCAAUGUACAGGGCCCCUGAGGAACUGUACUCGCAAGCUCUAUCCCAGCAUUUGGAGCUUCGCUUUCUGCAUCGUUUGCUGCAAUUUUACUCCUCCUCUUUAGCUAAUGUAGAGAAGCAAGGAGCGCUGCUACCUGCACCUGACCAACAAGCCCUCCUGCUACGUGUCCAGGAGGAAGACAAGGAGCUGCUUCAGUCUUUGUUACCCAGGGUUUGGGAGCUCAACCAGUGCUGCUCACAGGGCCUUUCUUACGGGAAUCAGGUCAAGACUGCCAUUUCCUAUUGGUGGGAUCAGCCUGCUCAGUUUGCUCUGCCUGACAUACGCAAGGGGGGACUGACUUUUCAGCAGUGGCUACAGAGGUGGAAAUUUGCAGCCAAGGCUUCUUAAUGAGUUCCAUGGAAAAUAGACAAGUGCAUAGAUGGACAACAAUACUUGUCUAAAACUACAAUUUUAUUCCCACUAAGGUUAAUUUACUAUAUUGUUAGUUUUUCACAUCUCCUUUUUGCCAUUCAAUGUACACUACAUUGCCAAAAGUAUGUGGACACCCUUUCAAAUUAGUGGAUACGAUUAUUUCAGGCACACUCGUUGCUGACAGGUGUAUGGAAUCGAGCACACAGCCAUGCAAUUGCUAUAGUCAAACAUUGGCAGUAGAAUGGCUCACACUGAAGAGCCCUGUGACUUUCCAAAAAGUGAUUUUUUUUCUUCAUAUUUCUGCCUUGCUAUAGCUGCCCCUGUCAACACAGUGCUGUUAUUGUGAAAUGGAAAUGUCUAGGAGCAACAGCCCAACCGCAAAGUGGUAGGCAACACAGGCUCACAGAACAGGAUUGGCGAGCGCUGAAGCGAGUAGCGCGUAGAAAUCGUUUGCCCUAGGUUGCAACACUCACAACCGAGUUCCAAACUGCCUCUAGAAGCAACAUUCAGCACAUUACUGAUCAUCGGGAGCUUCAUGAAAUGGGUUUUCAUGGCUGAGCAGCCGCACACAAGCCUAAGAUCACCAAGCGCGUUGCCAAGCGUCGGCUGGAGUGGUGUAAAGCUCGCCACCAUUGGACUCUGGAACAUUGGAAACACGUUCUCUGGAGUGAUGAGUCACACUUCACCAUCUGGCAGUUCCAGUGAAGGGAAAUCGUUACAGCAAACUAUUCUGUGCUUCCAACUUUGUGGCAACAGUUUGGGGAAGCACUUUCCUGUUUCAGCAUGACAAUGCCCCCAUGCACAAAGAGAGGUGCAUACAGAAGUGGUUGGUUGAGAUCGGUGUGGAAAAACUUGACUGGCCUGCACAGAGCCCUGACCUCAACUCCAUCAAACACCUUUGGGAUGAAUUUGAACGCUGACUGCAAGCCAGGCCUAAUUGGCCAAAAUCAGUGCCCAACCUAACUAAUGCUCUUGUGGCUGAAUGGAAGUCCCCGCAGCAAUGUUCCAACAUCUACUGGAAAGCAUUCCCAGAAGAGAGGAGGCUGUUAGAAAAAAGGGUGGGACUAACUCUAUUAAUGCCCAUGAUUUUGGAAUGAGAUGUUUAACGAGCAGGUGUCCACAUACUUUUCGCUGUGCCGUGUAUAUCACAAGUAAAUUGCUGGUGUCUUGAUGCCAUUAAAUCAACUUUGCCUGCACUUUAUCUUUUUCUUAAAGAGUUUGACGGUUAAACUCAAUCACAAAUGUAAUCCUAUUUGAACAAGACCGUUACGUUAGUUAUCCAUAUCAUCAAUACAUACACAAAAGUAAAUAGAGGAGGUAGAUUGUUGAAAUAAAUGAGCUUGUUAUUCCAUAAAUAGGACCACUUUGUCCAUGGUAUGGUUUUUCUCAGUCUGGAUGGUUGGAGUUGUAUGAAUACUUCUAAAAUAAAAUUGUAUUCAUCAGGUACACACAACAGGUAUAGUUUGUGCAGCGACAUGCUUGUGCUACCUCCCUUAAAUUCACAGUGCAAUAAAAAAAUAACAAGUAAUAGAAGUGUAUGCAUAGCUGAUAUGUACAGAAUGUAUAGAGUAUGAAUGUGCUAUGCCAAGUAUGACUGUAUUUACAAAUAAAGUAUAUAAUACAUA
Oncorhynchus mykiss (rainbow trout) is the source of this 3902-nucleotide messenger RNA. Its product is annotated as HAUS augmin-like complex subunit 5. The record is from RefSeq and is a predicted model, not a curated record. Gene Ontology annotation, cellular component: centrosome; HAUS complex. Gene Ontology annotation, biological process: centrosome cycle; spindle assembly. NCBI's taxonomy places the organism in Eukaryota, Metazoa, Chordata, Actinopteri, Salmoniformes, Salmonidae.